GACCGAAGAAAUGUCCCCACAAGGUAAAAAGUUACUUGUAUAGUUACUUGGAUGGUAAAAAGCACCCACACACAGAAUGUCAUCUUUAAGGAAUAACAGGACUUAACAGUAUCGUAGGAGAGAUUCAAGCAAAAACAUAAUAUUCUCAUAAUACACAGAGGACAAAAAUUAAUUGCUGGAUCUCAGGAUGAUCUAUGCACAGCGUAUUGCGAGAAAGUAUGUCCCCUGAAAGUUUUUGCUAGCGUAGUUAGAGAAGAUGACAAUCUUAACAAUUAACCAUAAAUGGUUACAUUCUGAAAUCAUGUAUUCAAAAAGUAUGGAAAAAUUGCAGAAUACUAAAAAUUAAAAAAUAGAGUGAAAGAAGUUACUGGUGUAUUUCCUGGUGUGACAUUUUGAAGUAAAGAUUAGACAUCUAAAUAGAUAGUUUCAGUAUACAUGUUUAUGAAUAAUCUGAACGCUAUAAAUUCCAGUAAUACAGGUUGGAAUUAAAUUAUUUCAUUAGGAUUAACCUGAUGAACUUUGAUUAUAUCUUCUCCGUUUUCUCCAGCCUAGGCUAUGAGGUUACAUACGGUGACAUCACCUCUGGACUCAACAGUGUGUUUCUAUCAGCAACAGAAAAAUGUAGAUACACAUGCAGAAGGGUAUUUAAGGCCGUAGUCAAAAAUCUAGGACAAAAUGUGUUAUUUUGGAUUGCGCUGAAAAAUUUAGCUUUCAUUACGGCUACCGAAUUCUACAGCAGAUCUGUCUGGUUAAAUUCCAGCACCAAGAAGACAAAAUGUUCGAGUCAUUUGUUAGAGUAAUUUAAGCCACCUACACAAAUACAAACAGUAUGUGACUCGUGGUUGUGUGCGCAGCACCUUAACACAUACACUCGUGAAGGAUACUCUAUUCUCAGGGGCAACGGAACGACACGAUCUUGGUCACUGCACUGAUUCGGGGUUUACGGCCACGGAGUGAUUCAUCGUUCACAAGUUCACUAGACUAAGCCGUUCACCACCACAACCAAAUAGUUCCAGUCAUAUAAAUAAGUAAAAAAUAGUCUUAAUUCCCUUUCCACCCCCUCCGACGGUAAAACAUUUAUUUUAACGAACUUAGAAGAAUCGAUUAAAUGGAAAGAUGCAUGGAAUCCAUCUCUGAUCAGAUCCUUGUGUCAAAACAAUGUUACACGUGUAAAGCUGUAGCCUUUCGACCCGUGUUAUUUUUUAGAAACUGUUGCCUAGAAAAAUAGUGGGAAAAAUACAUGCACAACUGUAAACACCCGCAUUGAAAAAUCCCCGGCGGCUAUUAUAGAUGCCGCGCCCGGUGCCCGCUUCCGUGUUCCGGGAGAAGCAGGCAGCAGCAAGGCGACCCUGCGGUGAAAAGCUAGUGACUGUCGUAGUUACCCGACAUUUUCAGAUGUUCAGACAGUUAAAGACUUUAUAUUAACGUGUGAGGUGCAGUACAUAAACGCAGGCGCUGGCGUUCCUCCGUAUCAACACGUCGCCAUGCCCCGGUCACGUCAACACAUGGGCGCUGCAUGUCAGGCGUUCGCGUUGGAGAGUUAGCAGCUCACAGCCCUGAGAUUGAGAUAAUACAGAUAACAAGACUCACAAACCAGUGUGACACGUGUAAACAACAAUAAAAAUUGUGCAGAAUCUUGUGUUGCCAGCGUACAAUCACAAGCAAAUACUGUAAAUCAAGAUCAAAAUAAACCACCCAUUAAAAGUAUGUUAAAGAAAGCAAAGUUUACGUAACAGCCUCCGGCUUGCCUAUUAUCCACCGAGGCAGGCGGGAUGGCAGGAAAUCUACCGUCUGUAGUUCUUUUGUAAUAAUUUCUGUGUUGAUUUUAAACGCUCACUGGGCUACCGGAUCUUACUGCCUACCCGUUUAAUACCAGCCUGUCACAUUCGUCACAUCUGCAACGGAGCGAAGGAAGUGCAGAGACGCAUUUCUGAUAAAGCACAGCACGUAAAGUACCCAAAGCUGCCACCGAAAACAGCGGCAAAUCGUCUUUUCUUUUCAUUUUGCUAAAUGGCAAAAGGCAAAUGUUUCAGGAAAACCAAAGAAAAAAAGAUGGUAUGAGAUGGGAAAAGCUGAAGAGAUGGUGAGAAGUGUGUAACAGCGAAAGGGACAGAGAAGCGGUGGAGACGCAGAGCACCAGCUCAGAGGAGAUGGUGCCCAGCUCGCCGUCGCCGCCCCCACCACCACGAGUCUACAAGCCCUGCUUCGUCUGCCAGGACAAGUCGUCUGGCUACCAUUACGGGGUUAGCUCCUGCGAGGGAUGCAAGGGCUUCUUCCGGCGCAGCAUCCAGAAGAACAUGGUGUACACCUGUCACCGCGACAAGAACUGCCAGAUCAACAAGGUGACCCGCAACCGCUGUCAGUACUGCCGGCUGCAGAAGUGCUUCGAGGUCGGCAUGUCCAAGGAAGCCGUGAGGAACGACCGCAACAAGAAGAAGAAGGACGUGAAGGAGGAGGCGGUGCUGCUGGAGAGCUAUGAGCUGAGCAGCGAGCUGGAGGAGCUGGUGAGCAGAGUCAGCAAAGCCCACCGUGAGACCUUCCCCUCCCUGUGUCAGCUGGGCAAGUACACCACGAACUCCAGUGCAGACCACCGAGUCCAGCUGGACCUGGGCUUGUGGGACAAGUUCAGUGAGCUGUCCACCAAAUGCAUCAUCAAGAUCGUGGAGUUCGCCAAGCGCCUGCCCGGCUUUACCACACUCACCAUCGCUGACCAGAUCACCCUACUGAAGUCAGCCUGCCUGGAUAUCCUGAUGCACAAAAUUUGCACCCGCUACACCCCCGAACAGGACACCAUGACGUUUUCGGAUGGGCUUACCCUGAACCGCACCCAGAUGCACAAUGCUGGUUUCGGGCCGCUCACCGACCUGGUGUUCGCCUUUGCUGGUCAGCUGCUGCCCCUGGAGAUGGACGACACAGAGACCGGCCUCCUCAGCGCCAUCUGCCUCAUCUGUGGAGACCGCAUGGACCUGGAGGAGCCGCAACGUGUGGACCGUCUACAGGAGCCCCUGCUGGAAGCCUUGAAGAUCUAUGCUCGCCGCAGACGGCCCAACAAGCCGCACAUGUUCCCGCGCAUGCUAAUGAAGGUCACGGACCUCCGCGGAAUCAGCACUAAGGGGGCGGAGCGAGCCAUUACACUGAAGAUGGAGAUCCCAGGUCCCAUGCCGCCGCUGAUCCGGGAGAUGCUGGAGAAUCCCGAGAUUUAUGAGGACGGUCCAGCCCAGGAUGGGGACACCACUACCCCCGCUGUCCCCACGCCGACGGCCGUGAAGACGGAGAAGCGGAUGGAGGCCGGGGGUCCAGAUGAUGGCUUUGAACCCUCCUUGGAUGAGGAAGAUGAGGAUGAGGAUGAGGACUGCGGGGAUGAGGAGCGGGACAGGGGUGCAGACAGCGAUGGAGAGGCCUGGGCGGAUACUUCCAGGAGAGCCCAGACUGGCCGGGCACAGUGAAGAAGCCGCACCCGCCCUUCUGCAGCCUGACCUCAUUAACCUGCCCCCCAGUAUAAACACGUACAUUCCCCACCGUACUUGCAGCUCCCUCUGCCGGGGGGGGGGCUGCUUGUACAGACAACAGGGGUUCAGUCAUACCCCCGGGGUAACAGGAAGACAGGGUCAGGGAGAGGAAGACAAGGUGUGGAAGCUCAUGGAAGAAUCUCAGACACUCGCUGUGGGGACGGAGGGCAAAUGGGUAGGAUUUCCCCGAAAAAGCCAUCGCUCGCUGUUUAUGUGCCCGUUUUGUCAAACUGAGGGGAAGAGGUGGCUCUAAGCCACAUGGCCCGCGUCCUGUGUGCCAUGAGACUCUCAUGCGUGUUCCUGCGUGCCACUCGGGUGUCACCUAUAAAGCCAUCGAAGAACUGGGCCCACAUGCCUUGGGACUUCUGAAUUAUUAUUUUUUUUAAUUUGACAUGUAUUAGACUUUCUAUCAUUUGAUACCUUUAGGGUAUAUGUAUGCACUAUAUAUCUGUAUGCAUAUAUUCUGUUCUUCCUUCGGUUGCGAUCGAAAGGUUUCCAGAUGUCAGACACAGAGAGCGGUGGCAGAUUUUAGCGUUAACCAAUCAGGAGGCCCCUCCAGCACUUUUUCUUUUCUGGACACAUGUGUGACCCGUCGCCCGGUCCGUACAAGGACAGGCGUUAAGGUGGCGCCACCUGCUGGGUCGACCAUCUUGUGCCAAAACGCGGUGGUUUAGACAUCCGGAGCCUACACCGCUGUCAGGGACAUCGACCGACCCCCCCACCCCCCCACCUAUAAGGCUGCUCACACCGGCAGUAUUCUGGCCCUAGAUGGACAAGAACCUCCUUCUUGGGGCAUGUAGGGAUGGUUGACUCACAAGCCCCCACCCCCCCAUACUGUGUUCACUCCAAUGUGCUCGCAGCACCUUGGGGACCCUGUGAAGGAAGGUGCUGGCGGUGGGGGGGGGCGGUACACUGGAUACAGAGACUGUAAAUGUCGGCCAUUACUGAAGCCAGGCCAGAUACACCUGCCCAUACAGCCGUCAUUCUUUCCGAGGUUUCUCCCGGAACAAAAUCGUGUUCGGGGCUUGUCCAGCAGGCCUCAUUGUGGUAUGUCAGUGGGCCGCCCCUCUCACUUCCCACUGAGACCAUUACUAGCUCAUUUCCUUCUGGUCUCCUUCGUAGAACUGAGUGAUUCUGAUUCGGUCGGGUUCACAGAACGAAAGGAAACGCAGCGAUGAGAGAAGGCCCGAACCACCCACAUUCAUCAUCAAACCGUUCGGCGAGGAAUUACUCCUCCUGCACCCAGCAGGUGGUUAGUUUGAGGGAUCGCAAAAAAACACAAUGCAGCUGAUCAUCCUGUGAAUUCUAUGCAUAGGCGGGGCGGGGC
Molecule: messenger RNA, 4836 nt
Organism: Paramormyrops kingsleyae
Lineage: Eukaryota; Metazoa; Chordata; Actinopteri; Osteoglossiformes; Mormyridae
Source: RefSeq, a predicted model, not a curated record